Astyanax mexicanus (Mexican tetra) is the source of this 1351-nucleotide messenger RNA. RefSeq names its product fibroblast growth factor 19 (gene fgf19). The coding region runs from base 152 to 784 and encodes 210 amino acids. Gene Ontology annotation, cellular component: cytoplasm. The transcript is spliced from 3 exons. The record is from RefSeq and is a predicted model, not a curated record. Gene Ontology annotation, molecular function: fibroblast growth factor receptor binding; growth factor activity. Gene Ontology annotation, biological process: cell differentiation; positive regulation of protein phosphorylation; positive regulation of gene expression. Lineage: Eukaryota; Metazoa; Chordata; Actinopteri; Characiformes; Acestrorhamphidae.
CUGAUAAGAGCAGGGUUUAAAAAGGCCACAUGCCACAGACUGCGCCAAAACAGCGCAACGUGCGGCACAAGCGCGCGACACGGACACUCACACGCGCAUACACUCAAACACGCGGACACGGGGACAGGGGGACACGGGGAAGACCACCGACAUGCUGGUGCUGAUACUGAUCGCCGUGUGCGGAAUUAGCGCUCUGUUCAGCGCUCGCGCCGCCGGGAUGCCGCUCUCGGACGCGGGGCCGCACGUGUCGGGGGACUGGGGGGAACCGGUCCGACUGCGGCAUCUGUUCGCAGCCAGACCCGGACUGCACCUGCAGAUCAGCGCAGACGGCAAGAUAGGAGGAUCCCACCUGCAGAGCAUCCAGAGUCUGGUGGAGAUUCGCAGUGUAGACACUGGCUAUGUGGUUAUCAAAGGAGUGGCCAGCUCCCGCUAUCUCUGCAUGGAGGCAAAUGGGAAGCUGUAUGGAUCGCACAUCUAUGUGAAAGAAGACUGCUCGUUUCUGGAGCGGAUUCAACCAGACGGGUUCAACAUCUACAUGUCAGACAAACACGGGACUUAUCUGAGCCUGGGUGGUGGGAAAAAACGGCCCCACAGUGAUCUCGCCCAGUUCCUGCCUAUGGUCAAUACCUUGACACAGGAGCCAAAAGACUUCAGCUCAAGAGAAGGGCACUCUCCGCUUGACCCAGAACAGAAUCGUCACUUAGGCCUCCAUGUAGGCAGCAUGGAGUCCUUUGGGAGGUUCUCUCAGAUUGUCAUUCAGAGCCCCAGUUUCAACAAAAGAUGAUUAGAGGAUUCGCUCAGAGACUUUCAAAAGAUCUGACUCAGGAGUUCAAUCCAAAGGCAAGAGGCUGAAUGGCAGCAGCCUGCUUUUAAAGAGAAGAACAGAGGAACUCUCUCUUUCUCAAAACUCCACAGACUGUGGCAAGACGAGGAUCGAGUUUCCAAAGGCCAAUUUCCAUCAUGGACACACAGGGGGAUACGCAGAACAACGGCAUGCUUCAAGCUCACGUUAAAUCACUCCAAAUGUUGAAGCUCAAAAGAGAAGAAAAGACGUAAAAGAAGAAGAAAAAACUAUAGUAAAUAAAACACUAUUUGAGUAUCAACAGCAGCUUAGAUUUAUUUAUUUAUAAUGGUGAUCUUCAUCAUUAAUGUAAUGCGCAGACUUGUAUUAGUCUCAUAGUGAAACGCUUACUUAAGUGCACUCAUAUCUACACUGUGUAGAACUUUCAACAACCACUGUUUGUAGACAGGCUUUUGUACUAUUAUUGUAUUUAUCUUAGGCUGUGUUCAGCAAAUGAUUGUUUGUUAUAAGAUCCUAAAUGUUCUCAAUAAAAUACAGAUUUAUUUUAAA